UAGUAAAUUGAAAUUAUAUUCGAAUAAUAGAUAACAGUAAUAGAAUGAGAUAUGAUUAUUUUUUUAAAAAACAAUUCAUAAGAAAAAUUUUAAAAAUAAUUUACAGUACAUCAAAUUAACUUAAAAAAUUAAAUUGGAAUCAAAUCGGACAAUGCUAUGAUGAUUUACUGUUCUACUUUCUUAACCCUGGUUAUGUCCAAAACUUAAAAAGGAUCAUUUGGGUCAUCUUGUAUAACCUAAAUAUUAAUUUUAAAAUAAAUUUGAAUAAUAGAUAACCGUAAUUGAGUGAGAUAUGACUAUUUUUUUGAAACACAAUACAUCAAAAUAUUUUAAAAAUUUAUUUAUUGUUAAACAAAUUAUAUCUAAAAAUUAAAAUGAAAUCAUACCGGAACAAUAGCUAUAGGUAAUAGUAAUCGAUUUUCUUUAUCCUGGUUAUGUCCAAAACAUAAAAAGGAUCAUUUCAGUCAUGUUGUAUAACCUAAAUAAUAAUUUUAAAUUAUAGUCGGUCUCGUCUCGUAAAUAAUUGUCAUGUAGUAUCUACGCGAAGCACCGAUAUCCACCACUAAAUUCAAAGCAAACAAAAAAACUCCCCCUCUUCCCGCAUGCCAUAUGCAUCUCUACCUAUCGAUCAGUUCCUCAGUCUAUUUCUUAGUGCCGGUGUACCCACGUCGCCGUUUUACGCGCUUAAAUCAAAUUCGGUGGUGUGCGUAUUAAAUUGGUUUUUUCAACUCCCAUAAUGUCGUCUCCAUUACGGAAGCGUUCCCGUGUGUCUUCUUCGGAUCGGGGUAUGCUUUCUGAGAUUCUAAAAUCGGUGAAAUCUUUGGAUGAAAGAUUAAAAAGUGUCGAAAAUGAAAGACGUUCAAGUUGUCGCAACCGUCGUUCCAUGUCAAGGCGGCGUGAUCGAUCCCGGAGACGGCGCUUGAGUUCCAGUUCACGUGACAGCGGUAGUGGCCGGAGCGGUCGUUUUUCGAGAUCGAGGAAAAGAAAGACGCAUCGCGUCCGCCGACCUAUUUUGCCUUCCUCUUCAGAUUGGUCCCAAUCGCAAGGUAGUUGUGAAAGAGAAAGGGAGGAGGGGAGAGGGGCGGCACAACCCUCAAGUGCAGGGCAGGGAGAGAACGUUAUUGGUGAUGUAGACCUUGUAUCGACGCGCGAUUUGCAGCCUAUUGCUGUAGAUAUAGAACAGGACAGUGACGUCCAGGUGUCUAUUAACAGAGAGUUUCAAGCCUUGCUAGGAGAUGAAGAUGUUUCUCCAACGCUGUUCGCGCCCUCGUUGCAUGGUGAUAUUGCUAGUCGCUGGGAUGUGAUCCUGCGAAAAGGGAUGGAUUUGGAAAAUCGCAAAACGUUAAUAGCAAAAUAUGCUCCGCCGCAAAAUUGCCAAAAUAUUCUUCCUCCCAAUCUUAACCCACAUGUUAAAGCAGCUUUAUCUGAAUCAAAUGUUAGGAGAGACGAUCGCCUUGUCAAUCUACAAAAGCAGGUGGGGGCGGGUAUUGCUGCUGUUGGCAAAGUUCUUUCAAUCCUUUACGAGAGAGGUAAGGAGGCGGAUAAGGAGAAUAUCCUAGCCCUUGGCGAUGCAGGACGUCUCCUAGCUGAUGUCCAUUUUCAAGAAACCAUGUCCCGUCGAGAUUUGGUUUUAUUAAAUAUUAACAAAGAUUUAAAAGAUACUCUUUCCAACUCCCCGCCAGACGAGUGGCUUUUUGGGGGUAACCUAGAGGAGGUCAUUAAGGCAAAAAAGGCAAUUGAUGUUUCGAGUCAACAGCUAAAAUCGAAGAAAGUGGUUAGGAAACCUCUUCAACCUUUGAGGACCCAGCAUUUAAACUCUGUCCGUCCACUCAGAUCGUCGAUCAGGGGAUCAUAUCGGAGUGGACAGCAGCCUCGACAAGCUCCCCGUCAAAAAGUCCAAUCCCAGUUCAGGAGGAAACCAGAUCAGUGGCAGAGCAGGGACAGGCGCCUGUAGAGAAUUCCCCACCCAUUAUCCAAAGUCCUUUCCCUGGUGGUCGGGAGGUUGUCGUGGAAGCGCUCAGGAUGAGGAAGGUUCCAGCCCAGUCCAUGGAUAUUUGUGUUUCUUCUGUUACGGGGGCGACAUUAAAACAAUAUUCGUC
Molecule: messenger RNA, 2099 nt
Organism: Anthonomus grandis grandis
Lineage: Eukaryota; Metazoa; Arthropoda; Insecta; Coleoptera; Curculionidae
Exons: 3
Coding region: 737-1954 (405 amino acids)
Source: RefSeq, a predicted model, not a curated record